AUGCUCUCCCGAACGACCGCCUGCCGGGGCGCGCAGCGUGCAGCCCGCCAGCAGGCCGUCCGCCCGGCCCAGCGCCGUGGACUCGCUGCUCCAGCUUCAGGCUCCUUCCAGUACCAGGCCGGCGAGGCCAAGGGCGUCAAGUAUGCCAGCAGAGACUUUGCUGGCCCUACGACGACGCUCGCCCUCGUAUCCAAGGCCGGUACCCGCUUCCAGCCAUUGCCUGGUCUGACCGAGGGCCUAGCCAACUUCGCUUUCCGGGGCACCGAGAGGCGCUCAACACUGCGCAUUGUUCGCGAAUCCGAGCUUCUAGGCGCCUCCUUGAACGCCCACCACUCGCGCGAGAACCUGGUCCUUGAGGCAAAGUUCCUCCGCGAUGACCUGCCAUACUUUGUCGAGCUCCUCGGCGAGGUCGCCAGCUCCACCAAGUACCUGCCCCACGUCUACAACGAGGAGGUCCUUCCCUUGAUCCACUUCGCUCACAAGCGCUUCCUCGCCAGCGUCACAGAUAUGGCUACCCAAUCUGCCCACGGCCUCGCUUUCCACCGCGGCCUCGGCACCCCAACUGCCUCCGCUUCGCCUACCCCGUACACCAAGUACCUCGACGCCGAGACCAUCGAGUACUACUCCAAGAUUGCCUAUGCCAAGCCCAACUUCGCCAUUGUCGCUAACGGUGCUGACCACGGCGAGUUCUCCAAGUGGGUUGGCGAGUUCUUCGACAACGUCCCCAGCUCUGCUGCCCAGGAAUCAAACAUUGGUGCUCAACAGACCAAGUACUACGGUGGUGAGGAGCGUAUUGCCCACGACGGCGGCAACGCCAUGGUCAUUGCCUUCCCUGGUUCCAGCUCCAUCACCGGCAAGUUCUACAAGCCCGAAAUCGCUGUUCUCAGCUCUCUGCUCGGUGGUCAAUCAGCCAUCAAGUGGUCGGCAGGUUUCACCAAGCUCGGCCAGGCCGCCGCACCAGGUGCCAAGGUCACGACCACCAGCGCCAUCUACUCCGACGCCGGUCUCCUCUACACCACCAUCACCGGUUCCGCCAAGGCUGUCGCACAAACUGCCCAGGCUUCUGUUGAUGCUAUCAAGAAGAUUGCCGCCGGUGAGAUUUCAAGCGAGGAAGUCUCCAAGGCAAAGGCCGCCGCCAAGUUUAAGGAGCUCGAGAACGGCCAGGACAUCCGCGCUGGUCUUGAGCUUACUGGCAACGGUCUGAUCCACAACACUCAACCGUACCAAAUUGACGAGGUUGCCAAGAAGAUUGAUGGUGUCUCAGAAGAGACUCUCAAGAAGGCCGCCAAGGAACUACUCGAGUCGACCGCUUCAGUAUCAGCUGUUGGUGACCUUUUCCAACUACCAUAUGCUGAGGACCUUGGUCUCAAGGCGUAA
Bipolaris maydis ATCC 48331 is the source of this 1377-nucleotide messenger RNA. RefSeq names its product Metalloenzyme, LuxS/M16 peptidase-like protein. Lineage: Eukaryota; Fungi; Ascomycota; Dothideomycetes; Pleosporales; Pleosporaceae. Gene Ontology annotation, cellular component: mitochondrion. Gene Ontology annotation, molecular function: metal ion binding. The record is from RefSeq and is a predicted model, not a curated record.